AUUGUGAAAAAGGAGACACAAAUGAGACGGGCAAUAUCCCCAAGAGAGCGCCUAGCACCAUGCAUUCUUUUUCAGGAAACAGGUGAAACGUUCAGUUCCCUCAGUUUCCAGUACAGGGUUGGGGUCAGCACUAUUUCUGAGAUGGUUAUGGAAACCUGUGCCGCUCUGUACAAGGUCAUGAAAAAAGACUUCCUCAAGACACCAUCCACAGAGGCAGAAUGGCGGGGAAUAGCCCAUGAGUUUCAAUCUAAAUGGCAAUUCCCACAUUGCCUAGGUGCGCUUGAUGGUAAACACAUCCGUAUACAGCCUCCAGCAAAAAGUGGCAGUCUCUACCAUAAUUACAAGUCCAGCUUCUCUGUGAUAAUGAUGGCUGCUGUGGAUGCCAAUUACAAGUUCAUUUAUGCCAUUGUGGGUACCCAAGGUAGAGUUUCUGAUGCUGGACUAUUCGCUCAGUCAGACUUGCGCCAAGCGAUGGAUCAGGGCCGGCUGAACUUUCCUCCACCCGAACCAUUGCCCAGCAGUGACAUAAUGAUGCCAUACAUGUUUGUGGGUGAUGAGGCAUAUCCUUUGAGGUGUGAUCUCAUGAAGCCAUAUCCUUACAGGCAAAUGGAGCACAGUCAACGGGUACUGAACUACCGUCUGUCCAGAGCACGGCGAGUGGUAGAAAAUGCAUUCGGCAUUCUUGCCAACAAGUUACGAGUUUUUAGGAGCACCAUAUGCUUGGAGCCAGACAAGAUCCUCACGAUAACAAAUUAUGAGUCCUAA
Molecule: messenger RNA, 765 nt
Organism: Cyprinus carpio (common carp)
Lineage: Eukaryota; Metazoa; Chordata; Actinopteri; Cypriniformes; Cyprinidae
Exons: 5
Source: RefSeq, a predicted model, not a curated record